UAUGCAGUGUCUUUUAUGUUAUCAAAUGUGCCACUUUAAGCCAUCGAAUGGCGCAAAGCAUUACUUACAUUAUUUUUGGAAUUCUUCUCAUGAAGAAACAUAACGGCCAGCUGUGUAAUUUGGGAAUUCAUCAUCGAAGAGAUACCUCCAUAUCUACAGUUUAUAAAUACUAUGAUCUGCCUGGAGAACCUGCACUCACAGCCGACAAGGCCUUGGAUGGGAAGUAUUAUGUACACCAACAUGAGUGUGCUGGAUCUGACGUCAAUAAACCGUUCGGAGAGGCUUGGUGGCAGGUCACAUUGAAGUCCACGUCCAACAUCUUUAAAAUUAACUUGGUCUUUCGGGAAUUGUUUGUUCGGAAUGCUGGCUAUUAUGUUUUUAUAACAAAUCGGACAGUGACGUCACAUGAACUUUCUUCGCUAGAACCUGUAUACCACGACGAGGAACCCAGUCCUAGCCAACAACUGACAAUCGUUUUCCCUGAGGGCCAUGCUGGUGAACAAGUGUUUCUCUACCUCAACACCACAAAUCCAACAAACCAUCACUACGCAGUGAUUGAGCCCUGUGAGGUGGAAAUUUAUGGUUGUGUGGAAGAAAAUUUGGAUGGAUGUGCUUGUGCAAAUAUGACAGUAGAUGAAGUAGAGAGUUUGGACCUUUGGAAAUUGACACCGGUUUUCAGUACAGGGUCCAUUUCUCUCCGGUGUAAUAACGACUACAUUUCCAUAAUGAAUAUGUCGCAGUUUGAUAGCGCUCUGUUUAUUUCACUGCUGUCAAAAUGUGAUGGAAAACAACAGUGUUCUUUCAAUUCUAAUUCCACUAUAAAGGACAAUACUUUAAGCUUCGUGUGCUCUGAUUACUGCAUUAACGAAAACUAUACAAAUGCUAUUCUAAAACACAAUUUGGUUCACAAUUUACAAUAUGAAUGUGACGUCAGAGAUUCGUUUACUGCGCUUCUAAAGUCACGUGUGUUUGAGUGUGAGGAACGACACGUGCUCACCGAAGGGAAUCUCACAAUUCAAUGUGAAAAGGAGGGAAGAUGGUCUGCAGAAGGCCCUGUUUGCAAUGUUACCUGUCAAGAACCUGUUCAUGAAAACAGCACUACAGUACGUGACACAAGUCCAUGUCCACUUUAUUUUGAGGAAUACAAUGUGUCAUACUCUUGUCGUCCAAACCAUCGUCACAUUGGUGGCCAUCUCAGUCGAGUUUGUAACGCAAGUGGUGAUUGGUCAGGAGAGGAACCAAUCUGCAAACGCUGCAAGUGUCCCUGUAGUCGAGUCAACUCCCAAAAUUUUAUAAAGGAUCCAGAAGUUCUUAAGAAAAGACUGGAUGAAAUGAAGAAAAAAUUAGAAGUUAAUCAAAAAGAGCUCUCUGCAACAGUUAGAGCAAAGACGUCAGCCAAGGACGAGAGGAAGUCAGCAAGAGGUAUCGGGUCUGUCUUAGGCGUGGGGAUCAUUACUUUUGUGUUGGUGACUCUCGUAAUCAGUGAUCUUCCACUGCUCUAUAGGCAGAUUCGGUAUGGACCUUUUACGGGGCUUGUUCUUUAAUGAGCUUAACCUGACUAUCAUGCACGAUUGAAAAAAAAAAUGAGUUUGUG
Molecule: messenger RNA, 1594 nt
Organism: Saccostrea cuccullata (small rock oyster)
Lineage: Eukaryota; Metazoa; Mollusca; Bivalvia; Ostreida; Ostreidae
Exons: 8
Coding region: 48-1544 (498 amino acids)
Cellular component (GO): membrane
Molecular function (GO): G protein-coupled receptor activity
Source: RefSeq, a predicted model, not a curated record